AUGCCCGGACAGCAAGGAUACCGCGUGUAUCGUCCAAACCAAGCACAGCUAGGGCAAACACCAGAUUCCGCUGGUUACGAUCAUUACGGGCUUAUGUCGAAUCUUACUACAUCAACCCCACACCAUGAGGGACACGCAGGAUACCAGUAUAUGGGAAAUUAUGCGCCGCUCAUCCACCAGUCGUCUAACUCACAGCCUUUUGGCUCGAGCGCAGAUGUCAACACGAAGUUAACAUCGACUGCGAACGCAUACCCCGUCGCAGACCACGCUUCGGCGUUCACGCCAUCCAACCGGUCUACAAACUCACACACUACACCAACUAUCUCUCCUUCGCAAACCCAGUUCGAUGCCAACGAUGCGACGCAAUUCCACGAAGACACCGAUGUCAAAGGACGACACGACAGUCUUUACCCAAAGGAAGAAGCUGCGUCGCCGAUGACAACUCCUCCAUCAGGGCGACGGAGACCGAGAUAUCAGUACGCUGAGCCAGGCUCAGCGCGGGCUAUUUACCUCGAAAAGAAUCGCAAAGCUGCUAGCAAAUGCCGGACCAAACAAAAACAGGAGCAGGAACAGCUGGUUGAGACAUCCCGGGAAGCCGAGCGCAGAAACCGUGUUUUGAAAGCAGAGUUGAAUCUGUUGGAACAAGAGCGACGGCAGUGGCUAGAGCUCGCCAAUUUGCAUAUGAACUGUCCAGAUCAAAGGAUAGCCAUUUAUCUGCAGAACCAAGCAGACAAGCUGGGCUCACGACGACAAACGGGCCCUUCACAGCAGGACUAA
Molecule: messenger RNA, 777 nt
Organism: Alternaria burnsii
Lineage: Eukaryota; Fungi; Ascomycota; Dothideomycetes; Pleosporales; Pleosporaceae
Exons: 1
Coding region: 1-777 (258 amino acids)
Biological process (GO): regulation of transcription by RNA polymerase II
Molecular function (GO): RNA polymerase II cis-regulatory region sequence-specific DNA binding; DNA-binding transcription factor activity, RNA polymerase II-specific
Source: RefSeq, a predicted model, not a curated record